AUGGCUAAAUCGUCAUUCAAUUUAAAAUCACCACCUAAAGGUUUGAUCACCUCACUGAAUUUUGAUCAUCAUGGCCGGUUGUACGUCUCGUCUUUUGAGGGUGAAAUUUUUAUGUACACCAACCUUCCAGAUUCGACAUGCCCUUUUGUAGUUAAAAAUUUACCUGAAUCAAUAUUAGACACUUGUCUUCAGAGUUCUGAUGGCAUUGAUUCUGACAUUCUUAUUGGAGGGGUCUUAGGUACAGUCUAUCAAUUCAAUACGUAUACGCAGAAGCUGCUGACAUGUCCAUUUAAACAUAAGUCCGGUGUUCAAUGCUUGGAACGAAAUGAAGAUUUUAAUGUUAUCCUAACUGGGUCAUGGGAUAAUACUGGCUGGAUUAUUCCUGAAAACAGCAAUGGCGUUGGUGCUGAUGCUAGAAAGAUUACACUUAACGGGAAGGUGCAGGCAAUGGAUAGCUCUGGAAAUUAUUUGAUAUAUGCACUUUCAACUGGUCAAAAUGUCGUCUAUGAUUUACGAAGGACAGAAAUUCCAAUCAGGACAGAAGCGACUAGUUUUAAAACUUCAUUAGUUACAUGUUUGCGUGCAAUUCCUCAAGGGAAAGGCUUUGUUGAAGGUUCCAUUGAGGGCAAAGCUUCUGUGGAAACCUUUUCGGGUGAGACAAAAUAUACAUUCAAAUGCCAUAGGACGCCAUUAGUUGAUGAUGUGGAUUUUGCUGGCCCUAUAAAUGAUUUGUGCUUUAUUGAUGAAAAGCGCUUUUUUACUGCUGGAUCAAACGUAGAUCGUCGCGUUUGCCUAUGGGAUUAUACAAAGCAGAAACGUCUCAGACAAUACAGUAAUCUUCCUAUGGGUGUAAGUUGUCUUAAAUAUUCGCCAAAACUUCGUCUGUUGGCGUUGGCUACGUGCGACGAUUCGUUCAAAAAUUCUGUCAGCAUAUCCAAUCCUAAAUUUCCAGAUCGUGCAUCAUGCCUAACCGUAAUACCGAUUAAUUAUUAA
Molecule: messenger RNA, 993 nt
Organism: Brettanomyces bruxellensis
Lineage: Eukaryota; Fungi; Ascomycota; Pichiomycetes; Pichiales; Pichiaceae
Exons: 2
Coding region: 1-993 (330 amino acids)
Biological process (GO): mitotic spindle assembly checkpoint signaling
Cellular component (GO): bub1-bub3 complex; kinetochore; mitotic checkpoint complex
Molecular function (GO): ubiquitin binding
Source: RefSeq, a predicted model, not a curated record